GUCCUACUUUCUCUCUCCUCCACUUCUAUUUCUCUCUCUUGUUAUAAACCUGCAAAAAAUACUUGCACUGAACUCACACAACUUAGAAAGAGUUUUUUUGAGGAGAGAGAAAAUUUUGGGGGAAAAAAUGGCGAUUUCUAAGGUUUCAUUCCUCCUUGUUUCUCUCUUAGCUUUGUUCGCUUCGAUCUCUGCUUCUGAGUCUACCGAUUCAUCUGCAUCGUCUGAUGCUAAGGAGUUUGUUCUUACUCUCGAUCACACUAAUUUCUCUGAAACUGUCGCUAAACAUGAUUUCAUUGUCGUUGAAUUCUACGCUCCAUGGUGUGGACACUGUAAGAGUCUAGCUCCCGAGUAUGAGAAAGCUGCAUCCUUGUUGAGCAGUCACGACCCUCCAAUUGUUUUGGCAAAGGUUGAUGCCAAUGAGGACUCAAACAAGGAACUUGCUUCUGAAUAUGAUGUUAAGGGUUACCCUACACUGAAGAUUGUGAGGAAUGGUGGGAAAUACAUUCAGGAGUACAAGGGUCCAAGGGAAGCUGAAGGAAUUGUUGAGUAUUUGAAAAAGCAAAGCGGUCCUGCAUCUGUUGAGAUUAAAUCUGCUGAUGAUGCUACCACUCUCAUUGGGGAUCAAAAAGUUGUUAUUGUUGGGAUAUUCCCAGAACUCUCUGGUGAGGAGUACACUAGCUUCCAAGCCUUGGCUGAGAAGUUGCGCUCAGACUACGAGUUUGGUCACACUACUGAUGCGAAGCUCCUACCAAGGGGUGAGUCAUCUGUGAAGAAGCCCACCCUUAGGUUGUUCAAGCCUUUUGACGAGCUUGUGGUUGACUCUCAGGAUUUUAAUGCGGAAGCUCUGGAGAAGUUUGUUGAAGAAUCCAGUACUCCUACUGUGACUAUCUUCAGCAAGGACCCAGCACACCAUCCCUAUGUUAUUAAGUUUUUUAACUCUCCCAAUGCCAAGGCCUUGUUGUUCAUGAACUUCAGCAUUGAUUUUGAUUCAUACAAGUCAAAAUAUGAACAAGUUGCCAAAGAAUACAAAUCAAAGGGUAUUAGCUUUUUGUUGGGGGACCUUGAUGCCAGUUCUGGAGCACUCCAGUAUUUUGGACUUAAAGAGGAUCAAGUACCUCUCAUUAUUGUCCAGACCAACGAUGGAAAGAAAUACGUUAAAGAUAAAGUGGAGGCUGAUCAAAUUGCAUCAUGGAUCCAGGAUUACAGUGAAGGCAAGGUGGCCGCACACAGGAAGUCAGAACCCAUCCCUGAAAGCAAUGAUGAACCUGUGAAGGUGGUUGUUGCAGACACCCUUCAGGAUAUAGUUUUCAACUCCGGCAAAAAUGUUUUUUUGGAGUUUUACGCACCCUGGUGUGGACAUUGCCAAAAGUUGGCUCCGAUCUUGGAUGAAGUUGCCGUUUCCUUUGAAAAUGAUAAAGAUAUCGUCAUUGCCAAGCUUGAUGCUACUGCAAAUGAUCUCCCAGAUGACACUUUUGAUGUCAAAGGUUACCCAACUUUGUAUUUUAGAACAGCAAGCGGGAAUGUUCUAUCAUAUGAUGGAGACAGGACCAAGGAAGAAAUCAUUGAUUUUAUUCAAAAGAACAGGGACCCAGCUGCUAAGCAAUCUUCUAUUGAGGAAACUUCAUCUGAGCAAACUUCAUCUAAGGACGAGUUGUAAUUUAGGAAAAAGGAUUAAGAUGGUGGAAUUCAUGGACAGGAACUUAAUUUAUACCACAGAACGUUCAUCGAUUAGCUAUAUGUUAGAUUCGCGACAUAAGCUAGCGUGGUGGUCUGCCCCGGCUUUUGCCAUCUUCCUGAUUAUCCUUAUCGUUCUCGUUACUUUGUAUCAUGCACUCUCUUUCUCUCUCUCUCUUUUCUGUAAUAAAUUUAAGGCCUUGCUUUGUGGCUUUUUAGAUCUGACGAUUUUGGAGGUAGUUUAAUUAGUCAAGGUGUAUCGUCGAGAUCUGAAGUUGCCAUGGAUUUUUGAUAGGAAGUAUGUUUAUGUUAGUUAACUUCAUUUUGCUGGCCCAUUCUCACUCUGAGAGUUCUCGAUCUUAAGUCACUUAUUUCAUGUACUGCUAAAAAUUCUAGCCUUGCUUUUAACAAGUCUAAUUGUGGAUUUUCAAUA
This is a messenger RNA of Chenopodium quinoa (quinoa), 2107 nucleotides long. Its product is annotated as protein disulfide-isomerase-like. Gene Ontology annotation, cellular component: endoplasmic reticulum. NCBI's taxonomy places the organism in Eukaryota, Viridiplantae, Streptophyta, Magnoliopsida, Caryophyllales, Amaranthaceae. Bases 128 to 1657 code for a protein of 509 amino acids. Gene Ontology annotation, molecular function: protein disulfide isomerase activity. The record is from RefSeq and is a predicted model, not a curated record. Gene Ontology annotation, biological process: response to endoplasmic reticulum stress; protein folding. The transcript has 11 exons.